AUGUGUCCUGCAAAUCGGCGCCUGGAGGGCUGCGUCACUCGACCCCGUUCGGAGGAGGAAAGCGGCCGAAGUGACGUACGCUGCCGACGAAUGCGUCCUUAAGCAUGCAGCCUUGGGAAUUGAGACGUGCCCACAGCAUCACGUGCUUGAGAAGGUAGAGGCGGAAGUGAAAACUCUUAUCUUCCGUUCCCGUCCUUUGCUGGUCACCCUUCCUCGGAUAUUCUACACCAACUGGAGCUGGCGCUGCUGUGUUGAGGCUCCUCGGGACGGCGAUGGAUUGCGGUGGAGCCAGUGAGCAGCCCGGACGAGGUAGAAGACCCGGUCAGCCCUCUGGGACCCCCGUUGCUGCCAAGGGCCAAGCAGCACAGAGCGGUCAGAGGUCCCAUGUCAAGAUAACUCCCUUCCACAGCUCACCCAUACUCAACAGCAAUGAUGCCCUCGGCAGCAAAGGGCCAGGAGCCGCCUCUGGGAGACCGCUGGCUGCUCCGGGGGGCCAGUUUCUGGACACACUCGGAAGUCUGAAUGUCAGACGGAGACUCUCUGCUCCUGGAAGCCACGAGCAACCAACUCCCACUUCAGGAUCUAUCCCGACCUUGACUGGAGAAAACGCACAUCCUCCUGCCAGGAAAGCAACAAAGUCCAGCUCGGAGCUCCGUCCCGGCCGCGUGGACAAGGAGCAUCGAGCGGUCUCCACCCUCACCUCCAUCAAGCCUCCGUCUGCUGUGAAGAGAAGAAAGCGGAAGAUGGGAAUAUACAACCUGGUCCCCAAGAAGAAAGCCAAGGCCCUUAAACAGCAGGAGAAGAAAGAGGAACCAGGACCUACUGUGGUGCCUAACAGAGCUGCUGGGGAUAAGAAAUUAGGGAUUGUACCAGAGUAUCAGAAAGCAGGAGAACCAAAGGCUGUGAAGAAUCUAUCGCUGGAGGUGGAACCAGGAGUAGACUGCCAUGUUGAGUACACAGAGCUGGCCUUGGACUGUCUGGAUCUGAAAGCUCAGGAAGAGCUGCUAUCUCCCCCCUUGACAGGUGUAGUAGCAGAUGCUGCGGUGACAGAAACAGACCUGGCUGAGGAGUUGCCACUAUGCUGCUGUCGUCUGGAGACUCCUCACAGCGGAGGCAACGUGUCCUCUAUAGAUCAGAGCUGCAUGGCCAUGGAGAGCACUGAUGGAAUGCUGGUUCGUUGUCAGAGGCGAGUCACGAAGCAGGAAAUGAUGCGACCCUCUAACACGGUGCACCUUCUGGUUCUGUGUGAGGAGCACCGGGCAGGCAUGGUGAAGCACCACUGCUGCCCCGGCUGUGGACUCUUCUGCAGGGCGGGCACCUUCAUGGAGUGCAGGCCGUACGGCAGCAUCUCCCAUCGAUUUCACCGCGACUGUGCUUCCAUCUUGAGGGAACUCCGGUUUUGCCCUCACUGUGGAGAAGAUGCCAGCGGUGCCAAAGAGGUCACAGUGUCCAGGGCCGACCCAUCUCCCUCUGUACCCAGAUCAAAUCCUGGGCCCACACUCUCUGCCGUGGCCACUCUGCCUUCAGUACCAACCAUGCCUGCUGUUCCACAGAUACUCCGAGCGAAGAAGACCAGCGAGCCCCAGAGGGGCAGGGACGAGAGCCGCAGCGGUGUAAACAGUGCAGCCAUGUCUGUUGCAAACAGACAACCAAAAGAGUCCCUGGAGAGUAUCCUGAUGGCCCUGGAUGAUGAGAACCUGAAACCAAAGAAAGUGAAGUACCCCCCCCGACAGCUGUACAUCUCUGCGAAAGAAGGAGAGCUCCAGAAGGUCGUUCAUCUCCUAGUUGAUGGAAAGGACCCCAACUUCCUGAUGGAGGGCCAAAACAAAGGCACCCCUCUGCACGCAGCUGCUGCUGAGGGUCACCAGGAGAUCUGUCACAUGCUGGUCCAGGCUGGAGCCAACCUAGACAUGUUUGAUGAGCAGCAGAGGACCCCGCUGAUGGCGGCUUGUGAGAACAACAAUGUGGAAACUGUGAAGUACCUGCUGAGGGCUGGAGCCUCCGUGGGCCACAAGGAUAUCAUUGGUUUCACCUGUCUGCAUCUGGCUGCUAAACUGGGGCAUUGUGACAUUGUCCAUCAUCUACUCGCCAAAGCAUCCAAAUACAUCAACUGUCAGGACGAUGGGGGAUGGACUCCCAUCACAUGGGCCAUUGAGUGCAAACACAAGGAGCUGGUCCACCUGCUGCUAGCUAAAGGGGCAGAUGUUAACCUCAGAGACAAGGAGGAGAAUGUGUGCCUGCACUGGGCAGCCCUUUCGGGAUGUGAUGACAUCGCCCUGGCUCUGCUGGAGGCCCAAUGUGACCUUAACGCUGUUAACGUACAUGGGGACUCUGCGCUUCAUGUUGCUUCCAGAGAAAACCACUUGGAGUGUGUGAUUUUGUUUCUGUCUCGUGGAGCCGACAUCAAUCAGAAGAACAAGGAGGGAGAGACUGCUUUAGACUGCUGCGUCUUUGGCUCCAAGGUGUGGACAACCCUGAACACAAACAAGAAGCUGACGGAUGCCAGCAGAGGCCGGGACAGUCCUGGAGAGAGGCUGCUCAGCAGGGAUAUCUCUCGGGGGUACGAGGCAGUUCCUAUUACCUGUGUUAAUGACGUCGACAGCGAGCCAAUCCCUGACAACUUUAAAUACAUCCCUGACAACUGUGUCACCUCCCCCCUGAACAUUGACCGGGACAUCACUCAUUUACAGCACUGCAGCUGUAGAGAGAACUGCUCAUCCAGUACCUGCAUGUGUGGCCAGCUCAGCCUGCGAUGCUGGUAUGACAGUGAGGGUCGACUGCCUCUGGACUUUUGUCAGAGGGAGCCACCGGUGCUGUUUGAGUGUAACCAUGCCUGCUCCUGUUGGAGGACCUGCAGGAACCGAGUGGUCCAGAAUGGACUGAGAGCCCGGCUGCAGCUCUUCAGGACACAGAAGAUGGGCUGGGGAGUGAGGGCCAUGCAGGAGAUCCCUCAGGGAACAUUCAUUUGCGAGUACGUCGGGGAGAUCAUCACUGAUGCAGAGGCCAAUAAAAGGGAGAACGACUCUUUCCUCUUCACCCUCGACAAUAAGGUUGGAGACGUUCAUUGCAUUGAUGCGAGACUCUUUGGCAAUGUUGGUCGUUUCAUCAACCAUCUGUGUGAGCCCAACCUGUUGGCUGUGAGGGUGUUCACCAUGCACCAGGAUCUCCGCUUCCCCAGAAUAGCCUUCUUCUCCAGCAGGCCUAUCAAAGCUGGAGACCAGAUAGGGUUUGACUACGGCGAUCACUACUGGAGGGUGAAGAGCAAGUACUUCAGCUGCCAGUGUGGGUCUCUCAAGUGUCUCCAAUCUGCCGGAAGCAGAUAGGAAUUCAUCAAUCCUUCUCUCUGCCUGGACACAUUCAGAAACACACUCUUCUGAUUUAGAUGCCACGCAACAGUGAUGCUUUGAUUAUAUGCAUACCAAUGGGAUUUUCUUGACUUCCCAUUUGUAAAGCAACUUUUACAAAAUCUGUCAUCUCACAGCACAGGAUCUAACUUAUCCAUAGACCCAAUGAGGUCACGUUUUAUAUGAAGGACCCUGUAGCUCAGUGGUCCCCAACCACCGUGUUGGUACUGGGCCGCACCACAUAAAAAAUAACUUUUUAUUUUUUGUCAUUUUACUUUUUUUCUGAAAAAUGUUUUAUUUUAAAAUUGACCAGAGUCUCUCCUAGUUAUGUGCGCUCGUCCGUCUUGAUACAUUUCCUAAGCGUCACCAAGCAUUUUAUUUUUGUUGUCCACUCCUCUCUGUGCACGGAAGUUCCGCCCCCUGUUGGCCGUUUUUUGUUGUUGUUUAUCUGCCACGCCUUCAAGAUCGGUCUGCGAAAUGUUGUCGAACAUAAAACCGGUUCGUAAAGCAAAAAGAGUUGGGGUCCGCUUAUGUAGCUCUUCCUUUCAAUAAUGCAGAUUGAAAUAUUUGGGGAUAUUCAAAGUGAAGUAAAGUGAAGAAGUUGAUGAACACACAUUUUACUACAUUUCUAAUUAGCAAUUAAACCCAUUGGAAAGCUGUUUUCAUCUUAUUUGUUUUGUAUUAAUUAGUUUUAUUAUUGUUAUUUGCUCGCUCCAGAAGGACUUUUGCUCGGGAAUGUUGAAUGAUUUGCGCUCUCGCAUUUCAUAAUCUCCACCUGUAGUGGGGGAAAAAAACUGAGAUUAGACAAAUGUAGAUUUAGAUAUUUUUUUAGGUUUUCCAGGAAUAAUAAUUACAUGAAAUAAAUAAAGUAUAAUAAAAUAAAACUGACAAAUCCAAAUGCAGCUCCAUCAUUUUUUGCAACAUUAUAGUGACACAAGGGAAACCUUCCAGCUCCUUUCAUGUCAAUGUGUUCAUAGAUCUUAGCUCAAACAUAUGCCUGUUUAAUCAUCAAGGUCAUCUUCAUCAACCAUACAGUCCUCAUGGAACUGUAACUAAAUGAUCAUGUUAGAAUGACAUUUUUGCUUUCAGUCCUACAGCGUUUUUAAAUAAAAUAAUUUCAUUGCCUUUUUACAAUUGUUUUUCGUAUCAUACCAGAGGAUGUGUAGUCUGUUAGUUUCUAAAGUAUUUCCAUUAUUGUUGAGCUACAUGUUUUUAACCUUCGCAAUAAUACAUAUAACAUGACCAUGUCAAACGGUUCCUCGUAAGGUAUAAUUGUAUUUUAAUUAGUCAGCUUGAUGCCUAAAUUGAUUUAUUUUUCGUCAAUAAAUACUUUUUAAAAAUGU
Messenger RNA from Gasterosteus aculeatus aculeatus (three-spined stickleback), 4687 nucleotides. The record is from RefSeq and is a predicted model, not a curated record. Lineage: Eukaryota; Metazoa; Chordata; Actinopteri; Perciformes; Gasterosteidae.